UUAAACAGCAUGGAUCCCAGCAGUGACUACCAUUUCCUCAACCAGAUUUUGUGGAGAAGGGUGAAGCUCACACUGGUGUCUGGCAUCUUUGAGGGUGUGCUCCAGCAUGUGGAUCCUAACAAGAUUGUUGUCCUGAAAAAUGUGAAGAACGUAGAGUCAGGAUGGAGUGUCCCAGGAGUGAAAAUGUUUUACGGGCAUGAGAUUUUGAAUGUGGAACUAAUGGAUGAAGCAGAAGGUGCAUCGGGAGAAAAGGCAUACUCCGUUAGCAUAAAUACAGAGCGAGCUGGAACGGAGAAAGUGAACAAUGAAGACAUGAAUGUCUUUGUACCUGCUUCACCUGCUUCACCAGAGGUGCCAGCCAGCUCCCUCCUCAGUGACCUCAAGUACUGCCCGUCAGAGGAAGAGGAGGUGACAUACACAGUCAUUGAUCAGUUCCAGCAGAAGUUUGGUGCUGCAAUGCUCCACAUCAAGAAGCAGAGUGUCUUGAGUGUUGCUGCUGAAGGAGCUAAUGUGUGUCGCCAUGGGAAACUCUGUUGGCUUCAGGUGGCCACAAACAGCCGAGUUUACUUGUUUGAUAUUUUCCUUCUGGGAAGUCGUGCUUUCAACAAUGGACUUCAGAUGAUCUUAGAAGACAAGAGAAUCUUAAAGGUUAUCCAUGAUUGUCGCUGGCUCUCAGAUUGCCUGUCACAUCAGUACGGAAUUAUGCUGAACAAUGUCUUUGACACACAGGUAGCUGAUGUCCUUCAGUUUUCUAUGGCAACGGGUGGCUUUCUUCCAAACUGUAUCAGUACUUUGCAGGAGAGUUUAAUCAGACACCUUAAAGUUGCUCCCAAAUACCUUUUCUUUUUAGAAGAGAGAAAGAAACGUAUUCAGGAAAAUCCAGAAAUAUGGUUGACAAGACCUCUUCCACCCUCUUUAUUGAAAAUCUUGGCCCUGGAGACAACCUACCUGCUUCCACUUCGAUUGGUGCUCCUGGAUGAGGUGAUGUCAGACUUAACCACACUGGUGGAUGGGUACCUGAAUGCCUACCGAGAAGGUUCUGCAGACCGGCUUGCAGGCAUAGAGCCUGCAUGUAUGGAGCUGCCGGCAGAGCUGCUUCAACUCCAGGACUUCCAGAAGCAGCGCCGAGAGCGAGCUGCAAAGGAGUACAGAGUGAACGCACAGGGCCUCCUCAUAAGGACACUGCUGCACCCAAAGGAGCCAGCAGCUCGCACAGCAGGGAAGGACGAGCGAGUCCAGGGUUUCUUAUUUUGUAAGACGUCUGGUGUAGACCAAGUUCCACACUUUAUAUGUCAGGAAUCUCAUAUGGAUGAGAAUUUUUUGGAUAAAGAAUCUAAACAAACCACAGCAAAGUCUCAAAUUUUGCCUCCCAGGAAGGAAGGCAAAGCCUGCGAGGACUCUGAGAACAAAUCAGUGAGUUGGGAGUCAGCGGGGCCAGAAGCCCUGAGAGCCAAGGAAGCCUGCUCCCUGCCUCCCAUGCAGACGUGUCAAUCACAUUUUUCUUUGAAAGAGGAGAUAGAGCAGUUGCUGCUGGUGGAAAAUAAGGGAGCUUUAACAAGCCCAAGGGAAGACACUUUGGUGUCACCUUCUCUUCCUCAGGAAACCUGGGAGACACCAAGUGACACCUUCCAUCUUCCUGAAAAAGCUAUGGUUUCUACACUUCCACCCUGUCCAGCCCUGGAGAAGACAGAUUCAUGGAUAAGUCCAUCUCUAAAUCUAUUUUAGGAUUUAAGGUUUGUCGCUGAGGCCAAUAGAGUUCCUGUGAGUUUCUCAUGGGGUAGGUGGGUUAGGUCUCAGCCACAGGCUUCUGGGAAAAUGGUGGCCUCAAGAUUAGUGCUGAAUCCUGUCUGGAUUAGGAGGGGCCUAAGGAGAGCAGUAAUGGGUGAGGUCAAAUUUUCCAUCAGUGUGUGAGGAAAUAGUCUCAGUAGCUGAUGCGUACUUCUUUAGGUUUAGAGGAUUUGAAGAAGAAAAGCUCGGGCUCAGUGUCUGGAGGAUUUGGUUUAGGAAUGUUGUAGGGCAGCUCCUGUGGGCAGCGGAGAGCUGGGGCAGCUACACAGACCACUAGUUCAGUCCGUAGCAUCACCGAAAAACAAAAGGUGUAUGUUUUUGUUUGGGUUUGUUUUGUUUUGCCUUUAGAUUGAAGUAGAUGUAAAAACUUACACACAGGUUAGAAAUGUAUUCCGCCGGCUCUUCCUUAAGACCUUACUUGAACUGUGCACUUUGUGUGUCCUAUGGGGGCAGAGAACAGGUGAUGCCGCUGUAGGGGGCAUUCUCUCAAUUUACAUUAUAUCCUAAGAGACCAGGGCGCUAAUGUCUUUGUUGUUAUUUCCUUCUGGUAAAUGUAAAAUCUGAGUUCAUUGUACUUGCCUAGAGGUGUUAACUUUCUUAGAUUAAAAAGCACAGCCUGAAAUGAGGGCAUUUGUGGGUACACACAUCAAUAAACCUGCCUUGGCAUCA
Molecule: messenger RNA, 2457 nt
Organism: Grammomys surdaster
Lineage: Eukaryota; Metazoa; Chordata; Mammalia; Rodentia; Muridae
Gene: Exd1
Product: exonuclease 3'-5' domain containing 1
Exons: 11
Coding region: 10-1725 (571 amino acids)
Biological process (GO): nucleobase-containing compound metabolic process
Molecular function (GO): nucleic acid binding; 3'-5' exonuclease activity
Source: RefSeq, a predicted model, not a curated record